This is a messenger RNA of Stegastes partitus (bicolor damselfish), 2803 nucleotides long. It is a transcript of the gene ubac2, whose product is annotated as UBA domain containing 2. Gene Ontology annotation, molecular function: serine-type endopeptidase activity; protein binding. The coding region runs from base 115 to 1173 and encodes 352 amino acids. The transcript is spliced from 10 exons. Lineage: Eukaryota; Metazoa; Chordata; Actinopteri; Pomacentridae. The record is from RefSeq and is a predicted model, not a curated record.
ACAGCGCUCAGCAUGGAUCCUCUCCCCAACUUUAUUUCGGUGUUUUACUGUUAGUUUGGCGUUGUGUCGGGAUUAACCCUUUAUCGUCUGGACCCCGUAGCUUAUCUAGACACCAUGUUCACCACCACCGGUUCUCGGGGCCUGUACAAGGCUCCUCUGUCUAAAAGCCUCCUGCUGGUGCUCAAUGGGCUGACUGUGAUGCUCACCCUGCUGCCACAGUACCAGCAACUGUUCGUGUACAACCUCCAGGCUGUCACACAGCAGCACCAGGUGUGGAGGUUGUUGUGUGGCAGGCUGGUCUGUCUAGACGUGAAGGACUCCUUCUGCAGCAGUCUGCUCAUUUACAACUUUCGAAUCUUUGAGAGGAGGUUUGGCACCAGGAAAUUUGCUUCCUUCCUGUUGGGCACUUGGUGUCUCUCUGCACUGAUAGACUUCCUGUUGGCUCAGGCCUUCCAGUUUCUAUUUGAUUAUGAGGUGGAGGAACUGCCUGCAGGACUGCUUGCUCCAGUCUUCUCUCUGUUUGUGCCUUUCUACCUUUCGAUCCCCCGGAUGCCAGUCACCCAGGUUCUGGGUCACAUCCAGAUCACCAACAAGUCUCUGGUCUACAUAGUAGGCUUGCAGCUGUUGACUUCCAGCCCCUUCAUGUGGCUGCUUGCACUCAGUGGACUGAUCUCAGGCGGACUGUACCACUCCAAUGUUCUCCGGUUACAGAAGAUCCUCUUUGUACCUGCCUGGGUGUCUCGUAUUGGACGGUACAUCCUGGAGCCGCUCUUCUCAAGCUCCCAGCCAAGCAGUGAGACACCUCUGGGGAUGGGAGCCACUCUGGACAUUCAGAGGCAGCAGAGGAUGGACCUGCUCGACCAGCAGCUGCUGCUGGCCCAGUACAACGAGGCGAGGAGGAACACCAGACAACAGCCACAGGCUGGAUUGCUACAGUGGACCAGGCUGUUCCCCUCCCUGAGACACAGAGGACAGAACCGACCCCCGAUGCAGCCCCGCCCUCAGGCUCAGACACACCAGUCCACUCAGCCGACUCUGGACAACUCUCCUGUCGCAGAGGAACAGGUUGCGCGGUUAGUGGAAAUGGGCUUUUCCAGGAUCGACGCCCUCGAGGCCCUCAGAGCUUCAAAUAACGACAUUAACAUGGCAACCAACUUCCUCUUGCAACACUGAGGGAAAGAGCUCAGUGAGAGGAAAGAAGAAAAACGAGAGGUGAUUGAGGACAGAAAGACAAAGCAGAAAAAGAAGCAACCAAAGCAGGGAAGCAAAAAAAAAAAAAGCGAAACAGAGAGAAAUGUUGCAGAGAAUUGAAGAUGGUGAAUGAUGGAGAAUGGAAGAGAAGCCAAAUGAAAUUUGUACAGAUAAUCUGAAGGCAGCGCCACUGCUCCCCGAAGCAGCGUUAGGUUGACUCGAACUGAACUGAGCCCGAUAGCAGGCUGAUUAAUAAAGACGUGUGAAGCACAACGUGGAAGACAUUUGCGUCAUAGCUUUCUGGUGGCCGUCUUAGUGUGAAACAGGCGUCAUCGCUCAAGGCAGAUGAGUUAGACCUCGAACUCCAAGGGGUGCCCGACAAAAAUAUACAGAAACCAAACAGGUACACAGUAGAAAAACAAGUCUUCAGUCCAGUGGUGGAUGUGUAAAGUGGGCUAUUUCUUCAAAACAGAAUUAACAGAUCCCACAGACCCUCAUGGAGAACAACCUAUAGCUACACAAACUACAGUUUAAUAUAUCCCAAUAUAAUAUACUGCCACUUCAAAAAUGGCUACCAUUCUAGACCCUCAUAACUGGCAGGAGAUGACGACAUAAAAGAAAAAAGUGCACAAAGUUUUAGAAAUAGUGGAUCAGAAAACAUUGUCACUUGUCAGGUUUUAUUCUCGUGCUCAAUUAAGUCAUAUACCUUUCGUUAACUUUAGGCCAUCCACUUUUGGGCAGUUUUUUUGCAGCAUAAAAUGUUAAAUUCUCUAUGAUGAGGUGCAGCAGCCACAAUCACAGCGUCAUAAUUUCUGAUUAAAAGAUCCAUCAGCAACCUCCUUCAUCAUGGUUUUGCUACAUGGUUCUGACUUCUUUGUAUUGGCUGUGUUUCAUGGAAGUAGCAGGGCUCAACCCUUUCCUGCUUGAGAAGUUUGAACAAAGCCUGACUGACAGAUACUGAAGGAGCCAGCUUCUUUGGAGCUGACUGGUUUGGCCCAGACAGGGCUGUUUUGGCAGAAUACUGGUUAAAUGGACUAUCUCAGGGUCUGUGAGGCGACUUCUUUGUUAAUGACAUAAUCACAUUUGCAGACAUGAGUGCACACACACAGAUGCACAGUAGCCCUUCAAAGAGGACAUGUUUGUUACCCUCGAAAGUCUCUUCAUUUCAUGCACUCACAUGCAUACACUGCACACACUCCUCAAGGUUCAUUUACUGUCUUAACCGAGUGUUUUCUCUGCCAGCACACUUGUCUGAAUCAUAGCAAGUCUUAAAAGUCUGUUGAUAUUUAUUAUGCAAUAUCAUGACAGAAGAAGUUUAUGGAGACUAUGCACUGCAUAGUAACUACCUUGUGUACAUAUACAUACAUGCAAGAGAAGUAAUAUUGCAGCCAAUGUGUAUUGAUGUCAGAGACAGAUGCUAGUUUUAUAUUUUGUGCAUAAUAAUAUUGAUAAUAUAUGACCACUGAAAUGAGUCUGUUAUUUGUGUGUAUGUGUUUUUGAGAGUGUUAUAAUAGUAUGUGGGCGUGAUGAGGGAGUUGUUGCAUGGACAACUUUCUGAUGAACUGUAAUGAGUCAUAUUUGAUCUGUGGAAUAAAUCAACUUGCUGACUGAA